GGCAACAUUUUUUUCUUAAAGACAUUUGAGGCACUAAUCUAAAAAGGCCGACGACAAUAUGUCUGGAAUUUCACUUAGCCCUGUACUUCUUUUUACAAUUGUGAACUUGGUCCUGUCGUCGCCAGUACCAGAUAAAGUGGGACCCCAAAAUGUUAAUACUGUCGAGGUAGCCAACGAGAGAACGGUUCAGCUCGAACACCUUCAUGAUAACGUAUACAGAAUUUUACUUCCUGAUCGUGCGGGAAAUUUGCUUGAGCAAAUUGUGGAAGAAACGGGGCCUGGCCAGUUUACAGGAAAAGAUGACCUAAAACGUGCUUACUUUGGACCGGCAGCAAGACUAAUCGUAACCAGCAAAACGGGUCCUUAUUCCUACUUAACCAAGUACACAAUUAUACCGAAAGAACUUAAAUUGCCGGCACCCGAAAAACAAUAAUUUUAGUACAUAGUCAAGACUUUCAAAAAUUUCGGUCAAGCAUUAAAUGUUGUAGUUAAUUGGCUUUUUGUUGCUCAACAUUUAA
Messenger RNA from Drosophila novamexicana, 518 nucleotides. RefSeq lists its product as uncharacterized. The record is from RefSeq and is a predicted model, not a curated record. The transcript has 3 exons. NCBI's taxonomy places the organism in Eukaryota, Metazoa, Arthropoda, Insecta, Diptera, Drosophilidae. The coding region runs from base 59 to 433 and encodes 124 amino acids.